Messenger RNA from Dryobates pubescens (Downy woodpecker), 1134 nucleotides. RefSeq names its product cytochrome b5. The transcript has 5 exons. Lineage: Eukaryota; Metazoa; Chordata; Aves; Piciformes; Picidae. The record is from RefSeq and is a predicted model, not a curated record. Gene Ontology annotation, molecular function: heme binding. The coding region runs from base 25 to 441 and encodes 138 amino acids. Gene Ontology annotation, cellular component: intracellular membrane-bounded organelle; mitochondrial outer membrane.
GAGUUGUGCGGAGUUGUGGAGGACAUGGCGGGCUCCAGUGAGGCUAGCAGCGAGUCCUGGAAGGGCCGGUACUACCGGCUGGAGGAAGUGCAGAAGCAUAAUAACAGCCAGAGCACCUGGUUUAUCGUGCACAACCGCAUCUACGAUGUCACCAAGUUCCUAGACGAGCACCCAGGUGGUGAAGAGGUCCUCAGGGAGCAAGCUGGAGGAGAUGCUACUGAGAACUUUGAAGAUGUUGGCCAUUCCAAAGAUGCAAGGGCACUGUCAGAAACUUUUAUUAUUGGAGAACUUCACCCGGAUGACAGAGGAAAGCUUCAGAAACCAACAGAAACACUUAUUACCACCGUUGAGUCUACUUCCAGUCCAUGGACCAGCUGGCUGAUCCCAGCAAUAGCAGCAAUCAUCGUGGCCCUGAUGUAUCGUUCCUACAUGUCAGAGUAAGUGCCUUACUGAACUAAUGCAAGAAGAGGCUGAUCUGGGAGAGAACGUAAGCAAUCCUGCCCCAAAAGCCUGAUGUCUGAAGAAAGGCUCAGUUUUCUGGGAAAAAAAAAAAAAGUUGAAUGAUUCUCUUCUGUUGUGCACUUUUCUUAAUGUUGCCUUCUUAUUUGCUGUUCUGAAGUAAUAAAAAGGUAGCAUUUCUCUUUUUGUAUAACAAUUUUACUCGAAUUAUUUGAUAACUGUAUUGGUUUCUGUGUUAGAAUAUUGUUUUGUAUGUAACACUGAUCCUGGUUAUUUCUCUUUAAUCUGUAAUGGGAUCCAUAGGAUUCACUUUACAUACACAUUUUACAGCUUUAAAUGACUACCAAAACUGUGUACAUGUGUUUGUCCGUGUACACAACUUUACUUAAAAUCAUAGUGUCUCCUUAAAUGUAGUACAUUUGAAUUAAAUGCUAAUUAAUUAUAGUGGAAAAAGCUUUGUGGAGUAGUAGUUUAUAGGUGCCUCUAAGUGCUUGGGCUCUACCAAUCAGGCUAAUGAGCUGAUUCUUAUUUUAUUCUUUUCCUCUUGACAUCUUGUUUGGUGGUUGUUGUAGAUACUUCUACAAGCAAACUGUUCUGUUAGGCCCCUAUUGAAAAGUUCAGGUGAAACAUGAAACCCAAUGUUUGGCCCAGUUAUGUCUGUCUCAGUUUUGUGAC